Messenger RNA from Ochlerotatus camptorhynchus, 2241 nucleotides. Its product is annotated as ubiquitin domain-containing protein 1. NCBI's taxonomy places the organism in Eukaryota, Metazoa, Arthropoda, Insecta, Diptera, Culicidae. The record is from RefSeq and is a predicted model, not a curated record. Bases 1063 to 1800 code for a protein of 245 amino acids. Gene Ontology annotation, molecular function: protein binding. The transcript has 4 exons.
AUUACUCGGACAGCUAGAAGAGUCGGUCGGUCGGUGUGCUUGAAAAAAAAAUGCUCAGUAAUUCGGUGGCGGUGCGUUUGCGUUUUUGAUUAGUCCAAAAUUGGUUACGAAAACGGUGAAAAUUUUUCGUGAAGUCCGUAAAGUGCGUCUCUCUGUUCCGCGGAUGGUGUUAGAAAAUGAAAAGCAUCGGAAGCAGCAGCGACAGCAGCACAACCAUCAGUGGAAGUAGGAUCUCGUCGUCAUCAUCAUCGUCAUUACAGCAGCCCUCGGCGGAAAGCCAGAAACUAGCAACAGCAGCAACAACUACUACUACUACUACUACAAGAAGUCAGAUUCAGAAGAUCAUUCAUUAUGGAGGAAAAGAAGGUCGCUGCUCAUCAUCGCCUAGCUACCAGUGGCAGCCGAAGCAGAAACAUCCAUCGGAUCUCUGCCAACAGCUUCAGCAGCCACAGCAGCAGCAGCUUGCCGUGUUCUGAAUGAUGAUGCUUUGAUUGUGACAGAUCGAACUCCACGCAAUCAUUUUUUUUCUACUUUGAGAAUUGUAAACAAAAUGUGAACUGAUAGAACAAACUAUCUUCUCUUGUUGGAUGAAUGCAGUUAAAGGAAAUUUCGGAUGGAAUAAUCAUAACCUAUUGUAGAAUAUUUGGAGAUUUCGAUAGCCUGCUUGAAACGGCAGCAGGUUAAAAAAAAGUUAUUUGUUAAAUUUAGUAGAAAUAAGUGAGACAGGAAGAUUUUAAACGUUCAGAUUGUCGGAAUAUUUUUUUAAAUCAAGAGUGAUAGGCCAGAGUGUGUGUAAAUAGUGAUUUGCGGAAGAAGAUAAUUCUGUCGUUUCAUUUGUAUACGACAACACAAAUACGCUAGUGUACCACCAGUGAGAAGAAUACAAUCGUACUCGCCCAAGAUUUCAGCCGCGACCUCGAGCGAAGAAAAGCGAGCAAAAGAAACACAAAUCGUCAAUCAAACGGGAAGCAAAACAAAUCAUUGAGCCAAUUCGGAUUUGUACCGAGUGACUAUUGCAGCAUCAGCAGUAGCACCACGAAUGAGAUUGUUGCAAUUACGACCAUGGGCAAUUGCAUCGGAAUUAAUCGCAGCGAUCCGGAAACCCUCGAUACCGGAUCCGCCAACGUAACCCGGCCAGUGACGGGUAACACAUCCAGCUACGUCGGCACUCAGCGCAAGAAUCACCCGCUGUGCCACGAGACGAUCCGCUGGAAAUCGGAAGUGCCAUUAACGGAGGGACAGCUUCGCAGCAAGCGGGACGAGUUCUGGGACACGGCUCCGGCCUUUGAGGGCCGCAAGGAAAUCUGGGAUGCGCUGCGGGCGGCGACCAGUGCCGCAGAAGCGCUCGACUUCCAGCUGGCGCAAGCCAUCCUGGACGGGGCGAACAUCUCCGUUCCCAAUGGGUACCUCACCGAGUGCUACGAUGAGCUCGGAUCGCAGUACAAGCUACCAAUCUACUGCUUAUCUUAUCCGAUCAACAUAGUUAAGGAGGAUUACGGACGUGACUCGCCUGCGGAAUACUCGGAACCAGUGGACGGAGGCACCGAAGUCAUUCUAAAGCUGCGGCUCUCGUCUACCUGUACAGAUGUUAAAUUACCAGUUUAUUCUAAAGACACAAUCGGUCAAUGUAAAAAGAAAUUACAGGCCCAGGAGGGAAUCGAUGCAUUUACACAGCGAUGGUUCUACGGGGGCAAGCUGCUAGGUGAUAAGAUGCACAUCGAUGAGGCCCACAUACAGCCCGGCUACAUAGUGCAGGUUAUUGUAAAUACCGAAAAACAAUCGUCGCUGGCGAUUAGCUAGCCAAGAAACAAUCGUAAAUGCCGGCAGCAAUCCCAUCAGCAACAACAAUUUUUAACUAACGGCUGGAACGGUGUGGAAGUCGCAGUCUUGGUGCCGGAUCCGUUGGGAACCGCCGCCUGUCGGAGUCGAGAUGUGUUAAUAUAUGCUAAAUACUAUUCAAAUUGAAGUUUUGAAUUGGGUCGAUCUUGCUCUAGAACUUUUGCACGCGGUCACAGGUGCUGCCUCUCAGGGGAAGCAUGGUUGUGUUGCGUUUCAGCUGUGCGCGCAGUUUUCAGGAUGUUGAGAGCUAAUUAGGACCUAUCGAGAAAAAAAAAAAUGCUGAUGAUAAAGAUAGUAAGAGGAGAAAGAGAAACUAAUUUAAGUAAUCAAAUAGUUAUUACAAUUACUGAUAAGAGGUAAUUAAUAUAUUAUUGAGAGAUAACAAAACAUAUUUAAAUUUUA